UCUGGACGCCAGACGCUCACACGCCGACGCCACGACCUCGAACCCGUCUCAUCGUUCAUCUCCUCCUCAGCAGAAGCAGCAGCAGACGUCUCUCCUCACGGGGAUCGAACACCUCCACUUUCCUCUGGAGGUGUGGCCGACCCGCUUUCCCCUCCUGAAUCUAUACGAAUAGAUAUCUCUUUUUUGUUUUCUCCUGGUGGUUUUGUGUCCGGUGCCGCCGGCCGCGUUGACUUUUUCCAACCUGGGGCGCGACUCAUGGGAUGCAACCAUGUCGGGUCUCAGCGAGCGCAGGCCGGUCAACACGGACUACGCUGUCUCCCUGCUGGAGCAGCUCAAGUUCUUCUAUGAACAGAAGCUACUGACGGACGUGGUGCUGCUGGUGGAGGACGCCGAGUUCCCGUGUCACAAGAUGGUCCUCGCCACGUGUAGCUCCUAUUUCAGAGCGAUGUUCAUGAGCGGCCUCAGCGAGAGCAAGCAGACGCACGUCCACCUGAGGAACGUGGACCCGGCCACUUUACAGAUCAUCAUCACCUACGCCUACACGGGCAACCUGGCCAUCAGCGACAGCACCGUGGAGCCGCUGUACGAGACGGCCUGCUUCCUCCAGGUGGAGGACGUCCUGCUGCAGUGCAGAGACUAUCUGGUGAAGAAGAUCAACGCCGAGAACUGCGUCCGCAUGCUGAGCAUCGGCGACCUGUUCAGCUGCACUGAGCUCAAGCAGUGCGCCAAACGCAUGGUGGAGCACAAGUUCCCCAUGGUGUACCGGCAGGAGGCCUUCCUGCAGCUGUCCCACGAGCUGCUGGUCGACGUGCUGAGCAGCGACAACCUCAACGUGGAGAAGGAGGAGACGGUGCGCGAGGCGGCCAUGCUGUGGCUGGAGUACAACAUGGAGACGCGCUCGCAGCACCUGUCCUCGGUGCUCAGUCAGAUCCGCAUCGACGCCCUGUCCGAGGUCACGCAGCGCGCCUGGUUCCAGGGUCUCCCGCCCAACGACAAGUCGGUGGUGGUGCAGGGUCUCUACAAGUCCAUGCCCAAGUUCUUCAAGCCGCGGCUGGGCAUGACCAAGGAGGAGAUGCUGAUCUUCAUGGAGGCCUUGUCUGAGACGCAGGUGGAGGGCUACGUCAUGUCGGGGUCCCUGCCCACCACGGUGGUCUGCUACAGUCCGCAGGCGGAGAAAGUGUACAAGCUCAACAACCCCCCCGGUGACCUGCAGAAGGUCGGGACCCUCGUCACCCCCGACAACGACGUGUUCAUCGCCGGAGGGCAGAUCCCUCUCAAGAACUCCAUCACCAACCACGGCAAGAGCGGCAAGCUGCAGGCCGUGUUCCGCUCGGUGGACAGCUUCUACUGGUUCGACGCCCAGCAGAACGCCUGGGUGCCCAAGACGCCCAUGCUGUGCGCCCGCAUCAAGCCCUCGCUGGUCUACUGCGAGGGCUACAUCUACGCCAUCGGGGGGGAUAACGUCGGGGGGGAGCUGAACAAGCGCACGGUGGAGCGCUACGACUGCGAGAAGGACGAGUGGAGCAUGAUGAGCCCGCUGCCCUUCGCCUGGAACUGGAGCACGUCGGUGGCGGCGCACGACUGCAUCUACGUGAUGACCCACGACCUCAUGUACUGCUACUUCCCGCGCGCCGACACCUGGGUGGAGAUGGCGAUGCGCAAGACCAGCCGCUGCUUCGCCUCGGCCGCCGCCUUCGGCGACCUCAUCUUCUACAUCGGCGGCCUCCACGUGGUCAGCAACUCCGGCAUCCGCCUGCCGACCAGCACCAUCGACGGCUCCUCCGUCACCGUGGAGAUCUACGACGUCAACAAGAACGAGUGGCGCCUGGCCGCCAACAUCCCCGCCAAGCGCUACUCGGACCCGUGCGUGCGGGCGGUGGUGCUGCUCAACUCGCUGUGCGUCUUCAUGCGCGAGACGCACAUGAACGAGCGCGCCAAGUACGCCAUCUACCAGUACGACGUGGCGCUGGACAGCUGGUACCUGCGGCAGCCCGUGUCGGAGCGCGUGCUCUGGGACCUGGGGAAGGACUUCCGCUGCGCCGUGGGGAAGCUGUACCCGUCCUGCCUGGAGGAGUCCCCCUGGAAGCCCCCCACCUACCUCUUCUCCCCCGACGGCGGGGAGGAGUUCGAGGUGGACGGCGAGCUGGUGACCCUCCCUCACGUAUAGCUCUUAACCUCCCCCCCCCCGCCUCGCUGACCAGGAUCUGUUACGCUGAGGGAUGAACACGA
Molecule: messenger RNA, 2229 nt
Organism: Limanda limanda (common dab)
Lineage: Eukaryota; Metazoa; Chordata; Actinopteri; Pleuronectiformes; Pleuronectidae
Gene: kbtbd2
Product: kelch repeat and BTB (POZ) domain containing 2
Exons: 3
Coding region: 269-2167 (632 amino acids)
Molecular function (GO): protein binding
Source: RefSeq, a predicted model, not a curated record